AUGAUCGCCAUAUCGGCACUACUGCUGGAAGGAUAACGCGAAAAUCGCACCGCAAAUCGCGUGCAGGCUGCAAGAAUUGCAAGACCCGUCGGAUCAAGGUGUGUAGCCACGACAUGCCAUUCCGAUUAAGUCGAGUUUCGGUUCUUAGCAACCAGCGCAUCUCAAAGCAUGCUCAUAUGCAAGACUCUUCAAGACGUUGGAGACUACAGAAACUCUCUUGCUGGUACUUUUUGACUACCUUGUUUUCGGUGAAAUAGAUGAAGCAGACGGAUUGUGACCUGGAACUAAACUUUGAACAGUGCGAUGAGACGAAGCCUCAGUGCGCGAAUUGUAAACGGCGGGGGGUUCACUGCGAUCUUACUUUGCGAACCACGGCCACAUCUCCUCAUCCAGAACGCGAUGACAAAACCAGCGCUGUAGACUUGCCGAUGUCUGAGAUCGAGCUGACUUACCACUGGACUACCUCAACAUGCCACUCUAUCUCAGCUUGGUCUGAAGGUGCGACAACUUGGCAGGCGCUCAUGGCCGAUAUGGGGUUUGAUCAUCCAUAUGUAAUGCAUCUACUGUUCGCGCUUACAGCUCUCCACCUCGCAUUCUGCCGUCCAUCUCGGAAAGAAUUAUACACUACAACUGCGGACUAUCACUACGAACGUGCGUUGGCAUUGGUUACGCCAGAGAUAGCAAGCAUCAAUGCAAGCAACUGCGAUGCCGUCCUAAUAUCGGUUCAGACAAUCUGCUUCAUCAGCUGGGCUCGUGGGCCUCAACCCGGAGAGUAUCUCGCAUUUGGCCAAAAUGGUCGAUCUGAUUGGCUUGUAAUGUUUCGCGGCAUUAGAACUACACUUGAGAGUCUUGGAAGAGAUCAAUUCGUUAGGAGCCAUGUUCCAGCGUUACGAUAUAAAGGCCGCCCCCUGUCAGUACAGGAUGCGCCAGCGGCAUAUGAGAAGCAACUCGACGAACUCCAUGGUCACAUAUCAGCUAUUUCGAAAGACACUCCUGAGAGCGAAGACAACAUUAGUGCUGUUGAAAUCCUUCGCUCAUGUUAUGAAAAUCGCUAUCAAGGCAUAGAUGGAGAGUACCACAUUGCAUUUGCAUGGCUUUUUCGUAUGAAGGACGACUUUCUGGAUCGACUUCAGCAACGUGAUCCGACUCCUCUUCUCAUCUACGCGCACUUUGUCGUGUUGAUGCACGAUAUGGAGCGUUUCUGGUACAUGAAGGGCUGGACACAUCAUGUCAUGGGUGGAAUAUUUGAAGCCCUUGCCGUGGAGCAUAGAAUGUGGAUCAGGUGGCCGAUGGCAAUGAUUGGGUGGAUCGCCCCCUGAUAUGGACCUUGACAGCAUAUGUUCAUUGAAGAAGCAAAUACUCGUGAUUACCAGUUUGGUGAAUCCCCACUCUGUGAAGCUUACGCCUGCCGGUUCUUGGUCACGCUUGGAGUUUUCGAUAGGCCAUGUUGAAGUUGUACUCGUGUCAUCUGUGAGUUGGACAUCUAAAUUUGCAUCAGCAGUGAAAAUGGAUGACGUUUACCAAGUUGAUGAGUGGACGGUACGAAGUUGCAGGCUGUGGCGCGUUAUAUUCGUUUUAGCAUAGUAUGGACUCCAUACGGUGGCCGGAACAAUCAAAUUUCAACAACGCAAAGGUAAAGUAACCAGUCCCAAGCUAUGUAGAAGUAGCAGUAGGGGUUCAGCGCAAGACUCGAGGCAGGGUGCUGAGUGAAGGUGGGCAUG
Molecule: messenger RNA, 1721 nt
Organism: Dothidotthia symphoricarpi CBS 119687
Lineage: Eukaryota; Fungi; Ascomycota; Dothideomycetes; Pleosporales; Dothidotthiaceae
Exons: 1
Coding region: 258-1319 (353 amino acids)
Biological process (GO): regulation of transcription by RNA polymerase II
Molecular function (GO): zinc ion binding; DNA-binding transcription factor activity, RNA polymerase II-specific
Source: RefSeq, a predicted model, not a curated record